CUCUCAAAUUCAGGGUUUAACAUCAAAGACAGUCUUUGAAUGAGGGUUGUAUGCCACUCUGCGCUCUCUGGCGUUCGCUUCUGUAACACUUCCAAGCUUAAACCUUAAAGUUGCAACCGAAGUGAUGCAGCAUCCGCCCACUGCAUCACGAAGUCUCUCAAUUUCAUUAGUACGUUGACAAUCAAGUUAGAAACUCAGAACCUUGUAUCACUCGAGCUCCCUCUCUCUCUGUCCAUUCGUUCACUAUUUCUUUCACAAGAAGAAGAAGAAGAAGAAAUUGCUCAGUUUACAUGUGGGUGUCAUCCGACAAGUAAGUUUCUUGUGCACAUUCCAUCAAUAUACAUGUGGGUAUCAGCCAUUGAAGUAGUUUCUUGCAGGCAGUAUAUCAAACACAUAUGUGGGUAUGGGUAUCAGCUGUUAAGUUAGUUUCUUGCAGACGAUUUAUCAAAGACAAACUUCUAAUCCGAUCCUGCUCGGUCUCAGGUCUUGCCUGUUUAAACCCGACUUGCUCAAACCUAGAGGAAGAAGCCUCCCAUACUCACAACAAAACCCACGUGAGUGAUGCUAUCAGGGAACUAGAUGCGGUUAAUGUAGUGGAAGUUUUGAAUAAUUUGAAGAAUGUGCCCAGUAAUGCAUUUUCAUUCUAUUGUCAGCUGGAAGAAAAUGGGUUUUGCCACAACAUAUCUACAUAUGCUGCAAUGGUUAGAAUAUUGUGUUAUGCAAGAUUGCAGAAAAGGUUGAAUUCUAUAUUGUUGAAAGUUAUCAGAAAGAAGAAUGAUUACCCAGGUUUUAAAAUUAUGGAUUUGUUUGAAGUUGUUGUACAAAAUGAAUCUCCCGACUUGGUCAGUAGAAUGUCUGAUGCAUUUAUGAAGGCUUAUGCCAGUGUUGCAAUGUUUGAUGAGGCUGUUGAGAUUCUGUUCCUCACUAAACAGUAUGGUUUUGCUCCAAGUAUCUUUUCCUGUAAUUUUCUUAUGAACCGGUUAGUUGAGUGCAGGAAGUUGGACAUGGCUGUGGCUAUUUAUCAGAACUUGAAGACGCUUGGUUUGAGCCCAAACGAUUAUAGUUAUGUCAUCGCGAUUAAAGCACUCUGCAAAAUGGGUGAUUUUGAAGAAGCACUUCAUGUGUUUCAGGAGAUUGAGGAAGCGGGGGUAACUCCGUGUGCUUUUGCUUAUUCAACUUAUAUUGAAGGGCUGUGUGCACAUAGGCAGUCAGAUAAAGCUUCUGAACUUGUUAAAGAAUGGGUGAUUUCAAAGGUUCCCAUAGUCGGCUAUGCUUUUACUGUUGUGAUUCGUGGGCUUUGCAAUGAGAUGAAACUGAAAGAAGCUGAGAGUGUCUUGCUUGACAUGCAAAAACAAGGGUUUACUCCAGAUAUGUAUGACUACAGUGCCCUCAUACGUGGAUAUUCCAAGGCAGGCUAUUUACUUGAAGCGUUGGCUCUUCACGAGGAGAUGAUAUCUAAAGGUAUCAAAACAAAUUGUGUGAUUGUGAGCCCAAUUCUUCAAGGCCUCUGUCAUAAGGGAAUGGUUUUUGAAGCUUUUGAGAAAUUCAAGGAAUUUGAAAAGUUUGGGAUUUUCCUUGAUGAGGCUUGCUACAAUGUUAUGCUGGAUGCUUUAUGCAAGACAGGGAAAGUGGAAUAUGCUGUUGAAUUUUUCAGCGAGAUGAAGGUUAAGCAGAUUGCUCCGGAUGUUAUAAACUACACAACGUUAAUUAGCGGAUGCUGUAUCCAAGGUAAACUUUUUGAUGCCUUAAAUUUAUUUAGAGAAAUGAAGGAUAACGGCCACAAGCCUGAUAUUGUAACUUAUAACGUUCUUGUGGGUGGGCUUUCCAGAAAAGGCCUUAUGGCAGAAACAUUCAACCUAUUGAAUUAUAUGGAGGCACUGGGUUUGAAACCUAGCACUACUACACACAGCAUGAUUAUUGAAGGUUUGUGUAUUGGAGGUAAGGUGGAGGAAGCUGAAGCUUUUUUCGAAAGAUUGGAAGAAAAGCACUUGGAGAAUUAUGCAGCCAUGGUUAAUGGCUACUGCGAAGCCAACCACACAAGCAAGGCCUUUGAACUUUUCAUUAUGCUCUCUAAGCUGGGAUAUAUUGGCAGCAAAGCUUCUUGUUACAAACUGCUGCGUAAUCUUUGUCUGGAAGGUGAGGAUGGCAAAGCUCUCUUGUUAUUGGAGACAAUGCUGUCUUUGAAUUUCAACCCUAACCAAAUUCUGUGCAGCUCAAUCAUGGGUGCCUUUUGUCGGGCUAGAUACAUUGAAAAAGCACAAUCAUUAUUUAAUAUGUUGGUUCACAGAGGAUUAACUCCUGAUGUGAUUACCUACACAAUGAUGAUAAACAGUUAUUGCAGGAUGAAUCGCCUGAGGGAAGCCAAUGAUCUUUUUAGUGAUAUGAAGAAGAGAGGGAUAAGGCCUGAUGUUAUAACUUACACAGUUUUGUUGGGCAGUUGUUUUGAACUAAACCCUGGUGGGUCUCAUUCUGUGCCUCAUGCUGAGAAAACUAAGGUAAAUAGAAUGAGGCUUUCUGCGUUGGAGACUGAGAUGAAGGAUAUGGAUGUACAACCCGAUGUUAUUUGUUAUACUAUUCUGAUUGAUAAGAAUUAUAAAACAAACAACACUCAGGAUGCUACAAACCUGUUUGAAGAGAUGAUUGACAGAGGGCUGGAACCUGAUACCGUGACAUUUACCGCUCUUAUUUCUGGCUAUCUUAGAAAUGGAGAUAGAGAAGGGGCUGUUCUAGCGGUCAAUGAAAUGGAAAUGAAAGGAAUACAGCCUGAUGAUUGUACUGUGUCUGUGCUACAGCAUGGUGGUAUUUUGAAGGCUAGGAAAGUUGAGUUUCAGCAUUAAGCAUUAUGGUGCUUCUCUUCUGGACUGGAAGACAGCUGAAAAUCUACAUGUAAUCAGAGAGGUUCAAGAUACAUUCACAAGGGGCUGAUCUCAAUGCCGUCCAUGUCUGCUUUAUUUGCUUCGGACUGAAACUACCUCCUGCAGCCAAAUUGCAUUUUAUGUGCCUGCAGUCUAAUCUAUAACCGCUGACUGUUGAACGCUUUGGGUUCUCUGGUGAUCUAUGAGUUCAGGAUUAAAUGAUGCGUAUGACGAUGGACUGCAGUUUUCCUGACCAUAUGGCAGAGCCAUUUAAUGGGAGAAUUCAAAGUUCACCAAAGAAGAUGUGCUUACAACUUCCGCAAAGAAAUUGCAAGGUCCGUAAUUAUCAGUGAGUUUAUUUAAGUGUAUGGCGCAAGAAAAGCUGAGUGGCAGGAUUAAAGCAGUUGAGGGACAUUAUCAUGAACAUUGAGCAAGUGUGCAGGAAUCCAUAUGACAUUUUAAUGAAGUCCUGGAGCACGUGUAUCAAAUCUAUCAAUGAAGGAGGCCAUUGGGUGGUCUAAUGAUGUGGGCACCCAAUUGUUUGGGCCAGAGAAACAUGGAAGGGUGUGAGGUGUAGUCCUGGCCGUGUUCCAUUGCAAACGAUGAAUUUGAUGCCUUGUGGGCUCAGAGGAAUCAGAAUCACUUCUGAAUUUGGAAGCACCAACUAAGACGUGGAGUUUGAAUAUCUUCAAGACCGGAUUACUGUGCUUGAGAGAGUGAUAUGAGGAAUAAGUUGUCUAGAAUCUGGAUUGCAGGCUCAAUUGUGCACCUUGUUGGUAGCAUAUCAAUCGUAAAUCAAUGGAGCACGAGGUUCUCUCCAUGGUCUUGAAUAUGCAUGUACAGCCUGCUGUGCUGAUCCUUCAUUUUGGCCACAGAUUGCAAGUCUUCAAGCCUGCAAGUUCAUGGUCUUCUUUUUGUCUAAAUCGAUGCCGGUUCUGUUCAACCAAAUUCUUUUGUGGGACCUCUACAUUUCAUUAAACUGAAUAACUCAUGAGCAGCUUCUUCUUCUUCUUCUUCUUCUUCUUUUGAUAGGCUUCAUGAAACUGAUAUAGUCCCUGCUUGAUUUAUCAUUUCUUUGAAUUUGAACUUUGAAGCCUUUGUGUUAACGGUCCAAAUGUGACCUUAUUUUUAUUCUUGAUUUAUCAUUACAUGUGGGCAGCAUUAUUAGUGGACGAGGACCUGGACCUGGAGUCGCUAUAGUGACCAUCACAGACGUGUCGUCUAUUUGUCAAAUUCAAAAAAUUGUGUGCGCUCCGUACUAAUAAUUAGACAAUACAUUUUGUAUUUUAUUUUA
This is a messenger RNA of Tripterygium wilfordii, 4149 nucleotides long. RefSeq names its product pentatricopeptide repeat-containing protein At2g26790, mitochondrial-like. NCBI's taxonomy places the organism in Eukaryota, Viridiplantae, Streptophyta, Magnoliopsida, Celastrales, Celastraceae. The record is from RefSeq and is a predicted model, not a curated record. Gene Ontology annotation, molecular function: protein binding. Bases 396 to 2837 code for a protein of 813 amino acids. The transcript has 4 exons.